Molecule: messenger RNA, 1714 nt
Organism: Aedes albopictus (Asian tiger mosquito)
Lineage: Eukaryota; Metazoa; Arthropoda; Insecta; Diptera; Culicidae
Product: transcription factor grauzone-like
Exons: 3
Coding region: 95-1654 (519 amino acids)
Biological process (GO): regulation of transcription by RNA polymerase II
Cellular component (GO): nucleus
Molecular function (GO): sequence-specific DNA binding; zinc ion binding; DNA-binding transcription factor activity, RNA polymerase II-specific
Source: RefSeq, a predicted model, not a curated record
ACUGUCGGUUAAUGAAACAAACAUUCCAUUCGUUCGGCAAGCGAAAAGUUUGCAUAAUUUUCCCUAAAAGUUUUCCUUAAAUUACUGAAGUUAAAUGGAAUUGAAAAAUGAAUUCCAGGUGCCAAGUGAUUGCUGCUUUACCUGCCUGUGUCGUUCGGAUGAUUACCUGCAUAUUUCCUCCGACGCCGGAUCCGCCGAACCAUCACUUGUGGAGCUUCUGGUCCAACACUUUUGGUUCAAACCGGCGGAUUUCUCCGCUUACGAGCCGUUGCUGUGUCGAGCCUGCUGGAAGCGGGUAGACGAGUUCCACCAGUUCUACCUGCAGGUGGAACGGAAUCAUUGCGGUACGGUGCGUUCAACUGACAAAGUGGUCAAAGAUGAGGAAGCGGAUGAGACCGUGGAAGUGCUUCCGCCCGUUGAGGUGGUUGUGAAAGUUGAAGAUUUGCAUGAGGAUGCCGUGGAGGAGGCGGAGGAAGAUGAUGCUAGUGACGAGGAUUACCAACCGGAUCAGUUGGAGGACAAUGAGAGUUCCAGUGAAAUGCCAGAGGACCAGACACCACGAGUGACGGUGGUGGUCGAGGAUGGUAUCAAACCGAAGCGGAAGUACACGAGGCGUAUUAAAACGGAAUCGGAGCGGGAAGUUCCCGCUAAACCCAAAGCGACUUAUCAAGUUAAGGAUGCGAAGCAGCUGGCCGAGGAGGAUGAGAUUAUACUGACCCACGUGCAGUAUAUCUGCGAGCUGUGCGGAAACAACUGCACGACGUUCACGCAGUUUCAGAAGCAUGCCAAGACCGCCCAUGGAUCGACAGGUUUCAUCACCUGUUGUGGAACGCGCUACCACAAGAAGGGUCGCUUGCUGGAGCACGUGCAACGGCUGCAGGACCCCAACCGAUUCCGGUGCGACAUCUGUGGCAAAAGUUUCGUCAACAAUCGUGGCAUUCGGCGGCACAAGGAAGAGAUGCACGUGCCGGACGAGCUGAGGAUCUACGGGUGCGAUCGGUGUUCAAAGCGUUUUACGAAGAAAAGUCAGUUGGUGUAUCACCUGAAAGGGCACGACAACCUGGACAACGAAACGGCCAAGUGUCCCCAUUGCGAGAGGGCUUUCCAAACCGAAGCGCAGCUCAAAGUGCACAUCAAGAUCCGUCACGAGCGCCCCACGGACUUCAUCUGCGAUGUGUGCGCCAAAGGAUUUUACUCCAAAACGGAAUUCCAGCGGCACAAGAAGCAGCAUGAAAUGCGCCCGGAGGAGCUGCGCGUCCAGUGCGACAUCUGCCAGGUGUGGCUGAAGAAUGCCCUCUGCUGGCGGAAGCACUACCGCCGGCACAACCAGGGCCCAACGGCGUGCGACGUUUGCGGGCACAUUUCACCGAACGCCACCGCAUUGGCCAGCCACAAGCGGCACCGGCACCGGACGGAGCCGUGCCAUACCUGCCAGGAGUGCGGCAAGCAGUUCAAGCGGGCGCUUGGGCUGCGGGAGCACAUGGCUUCGCACACCGGCGAAGCGCUGUACUCGUGCAGCUUCUGCGACAAGACGUUCAACUCGAACGCCAACAUGUUCUCGCACCGGAAGAAGAUGCAUCCGAAGGAGUGGCUCGAGCAGCGGAAGUCCCAGCUGGAGGCGCAACGAGGGGUGGCGCCCGGGGGUGUGCAGUGAUAGGCGGUGAGUACCUAGCAUGUUUGUGAAUAAAGUUUUCAAGGUAGAAAGGUCGCAUAA